Messenger RNA from Zonotrichia albicollis (white-throated sparrow), 2710 nucleotides. RefSeq names its product synuclein alpha (gene SNCA). The record is from RefSeq and is a predicted model, not a curated record. Gene Ontology annotation, molecular function: cuprous ion binding. NCBI's taxonomy places the organism in Eukaryota, Metazoa, Chordata, Aves, Passeriformes, Passerellidae. Gene Ontology annotation, biological process: chemical synaptic transmission; synapse organization; regulation of dopamine secretion. Gene Ontology annotation, cellular component: cytoplasm; axon terminus; neuronal cell body.
GACUGACAAAGGUCUUCAAUGAGCCAAUUUACAUACUAAGAUACAUAAAUUGGGCCAGUUAACAUGUGCAAAAAUUUUAUUUUAUUUACUGUCUGGAACUGUACCUAUUGUCCUCUCCCCAAAAUAGGAAGAAAAUAGAAAAACCACAACUAGCUGUUGCACUACUAACUACAGAUGUGCUGCACAGGAUGAAUGAGGUGAGGUUCCUUAUGUAAUUUAAUUUCUGGGCUUUUUUUAAAGCUUUUCUGGAGGGCAGAAUUAUGAGAAAAUUAUUUGUGUUGCUAGUCUGAACAUUCUUACACAAAGAAGUAAAAUCUGUUGCCUAAUGCUUGGUUGAUUAAAAAUACUAGUAGAAUGGAGCAAAAGAAAGUUUACCAAACAAUACAGAAAUAUUACUUACAAAGAAACCUGACAAGAAUAAGACCCUGCACUGCAUGUUCAGCAUGAAAACAAAACCAGGGAUGCAUCAGCUAUCUGCAAGGGACGAUGGAUGCAAGAUGCUCCUUGCAGCUCACAACCUUGUAUCUCAUCUAUGCCGUGUUCUGUUUCUCCUUUUGGAGUGCAAAAAAACCCAAGCUGUUUCUGUAAGUCUUGCAGGACUUGAAUUGAUGUACUGAAGCUGAAGGUCCAUCUGUUCUAGUGCCUUGUCUCCCACUGGUCUUGGCUUUUCAUGCCUAAAUUCUGUGACCAAAAUAGAGAAGUUUGGUAGGUUUCCCUUUCUGGGGAGAAAGUGACUUCUCUGCCUGAGUUUAAGAUUCGGGUGGCAGUGGCCUUGGAUUGUGUGGUGGAGGAUGCCAGCAGCAGUGUAAGGGUUGGGCAAGUCUGGUCCUACUGCUCUUCAUUGGGGAUGAAAAUUCUCGUGUGUGUGCAAUUGAGUUAAGACUCAAAUUACACCUACAAGAGCACCACCUCCCGUGCUUGAAAUGAGCUGGGAUCAUGAAUCUUGUGAGAACGGUGACAUUGAGCUGCAGUCAUUCAGGGUUGAAGACUGGGAAGUAGAUGAAAAAGAAUUAGAAGCUGGGGGAGAUUCUCUAAGGCUUUGGCGAAGUGACUCAGGGCUGUGCCGCAUCAACAGCCUCCGUACACUCCUAAGACGAGGCGCUCCAGCCUUCGGAGGGAGUGGUGACUGUGCGGAGUCCCAGCGGGACCCGGUCGCCCGGCACGCCUUCUACCCUCGCUUCUCCCUCGGUGUGCGCCCAGCAAACAGGUGCUCCGAGUUAAUCACGCCUCCCACCUCCCCGCCGCGGAGGCCGUGAUAGGGUGGGCAUAGCAGGGGGCUGCACACCCAACCGGAGCAGGAGCCGCCGCUCCUCCCUGCCGCGGCACAUCCUCCCGCCCCCCGCCUGCGGGGCUGCCGCCGGGGUGGUGCCAGCAGAGCCGGCCGGCUCCGCGCCUCGGCAUGUGCUGAGCAGGGGCCGCUCCGCGCCUCGCCCGCAGCGCGCCCGUCCGGAGCCCGCCCGCCCGCUCGGAACAACGGGUGCUCGCCGGUGGCGGAGGAGCCGGCGCGACAGCUGGCUAGAGGUACCCUGUUGAACGUUCCGUGCGGGCAGGGGAAGGAGGAGAAGCCGGGCGCCGUGUCCGCCCUGUGCCGACGGCGUGUCCGCGGGAGCCCGGCGGUGCCCAUAUGGUCGCGCCGCUCUGCUUUCCUCGAGCUGUGUGAAGAAAGUCUUCAGCCAUGGAUGUGUUCAUGAAAGGGCUUUCCAAGGCAAAGGAAGGAGUCGUAGCAGCAGCAGAAAAGACCAAGCAGGGUGUGGCAGAGGCAGCAGGAAAGACGAAAGAGGGAGUCCUCUAUGUGGGUUCCAGGACCAAGGAAGGAGUUGUUCAUGGUGUUACAACAGUGGCUGAGAAGACCAAAGAGCAGGUGUCCAAUGUUGGGGGAGCCGUGGUGACGGGGGUGACGGCGGUGGCGCAGAAAACGGUGGAAGGAGCCGGGAACAUUGCUGCAGCCACUGGCUUGGUGAAGAAGGACCAGUUGGCCAAGCAGAAUGAAGAAGGCUUCCUGCAGGAGGGAAUGGUGAACAAUACAGGUGCUCCUGUGGAUCCUGAGAACGAGGCUUAUGAAAUGCCUCCAGAGGAGGAGUAUCAAGACUAUGAGCCAGAAGCAUGAGAGUCCUUUCCUUCCUUUCUAUCACCUGAAAUGUACUAACUCCUUGAGACGUCCCAUCCUGUACAAGUGCUGAGUUCCAAUGUGCCCAGUUGUUCAAUUUUUUUACAGUUUUUACGGUGUAUUUUGAAGUCUUCCAUCAGCAAUGAUUGGAGUAUCUGUGACUGCAUCCACCUUGUUCCAGCAUUUCCCUCCUGCUGAAAUGAAAGCCGGUUGGCAGGGUCAUUGUUGUGCUGUGGAUAUUGUGGCUUCAAGUUUAAAAGUUAAAAAAGAAAAUAUUAAGUAAAAACACCUAAGUGUCUACUGCUUAUUUCUAAUUCUGUACAUGUUUUGUUGAUAGGCUGUCAGUAAUUUGAUAUUGUUUCUGAUACAGUUUUUAUUUGUUUCCUAUGACUAUUCUUUCUGUGCAGAGAUGACUUAUUGUGAGAGCUUUAUAUAUAUGUGUAUGUAUUAUACAUAUAAAAAAAAAAGUAAUUGAGCAUGAACUAUGCACCUAUAAAUAUUAGCUGUUGAAAUUUUAUUGUUUUGUGGUGUGUUUUAUUAACUUGUGUCUGUAAAUAAUGGUGUUCAACUGAAGCAAAUAAAACGUAACCCAUUAAAAAUGAA